AUGAAAUUGCUCGAAAAAGAGGGCCCUCGCUUCUCCUUUAAAAACCCAAGCAUUUCCGUAUCAGAUUCUCAGAUUACCACGGCGGUACACCACGUCUCCCCGGUCAAAUACCGCCGAUGGAUGGCCAGUGAAAGCCCGAAGCCUUACGCCGGAAUAUUCAACCACACGGACACUAGCGAUGCUGGUGUAACCCUCGUCUAUACCGCUGUACAGCAGGCCACCGCAACGGGCUGC
Messenger RNA from Mesorhabditis spiculigera, 234 nucleotides. The record is from the annotation of a GenBank genome assembly. Lineage: Eukaryota; Metazoa; Nematoda; Chromadorea; Rhabditida; Rhabditidae.